Molecule: messenger RNA, 699 nt
Organism: Recurvomyces mirabilis
Lineage: Eukaryota; Fungi; Ascomycota; Dothideomycetes; Mycosphaerellales; Teratosphaeriaceae
Exons: 2
Coding region: 1-699 (232 amino acids)
Source: RefSeq, a predicted model, not a curated record
AUGUCCAGGCCACUCUCCCCAGCUGCCUUCACACCACUCAACCAGGCCACUAUCCAGGAUUCCAAGAUGGACGAUCUAUGGGAAGUAUCCGACGUGGUCGGUCGGCGAUUCUGCGGCGAUACCGUACAGUAUCUCGUGGAAUGGUGCCCUACCCAUGUCAUCUUCAGCGAGCUUCAGGAAUUUUUAUACUUCAAGAUCGAUGGUCAAACCUUGUACCAAAGUGUCUCUGGACGUAUCCAUGCAUGCUCGUCCCCAGGCCAUCAGCCAGCUACUGAUAUGGACCAAAAGCCGAAUGCAGCUUUGGGCGGAACUUCUGGGACCGCUGUUGCUGGCUCAACUCGACAGGUCUACACCUUGCCUCACCAUGGGGCUACUGGAGGAACCAUGACAUAUCCAGCUGUCAAAGGCAGACACAGUCCGGCGCAGUGCCUAAAGGUAAAAUGGCAGCGUUCCUGGAUUCCAGAGGAGGAGACGUCCUUCAUCAAGGAACUGGUCAACAAGUUUCUGAACGACUUCAUACAAGACAGCUUUAAUGGUCUUCGUAUGGAUCCCGACAACGACAAUCCAAUGAUCUCCUUCGGCAAAGGCUUCAGAUAUCGAUGGCGUGCAGAGUCAUGUGAUGCUUUGGACGGCCCAACCAAUGAACAAGGUGUCGUGCUCAGCUGGGAGUCCAUAGUCCGACUGAAUGGCGCACUGUGA